GCCUCACACAUUGUGUGCAAGUAUGUGAACUGGACCCAGUCAAAGAUUCAGAAACGCUCCUCUCACCUGAAGCAGUGCAGCCUGACGCUCUGCUUCAGUGGACGACUCCUCGGCCAAAACCUCCACCUCCAGAUUAGUGCUGUUGAGGUCGGGACAGCAGUCAUUGAGCUGUUUGCAGGCCUCGUCACAAAAACAACCUCUGAAACAAUUGAAGUUUGUGCCACUGCAGCACAGAGUUGGAUGUGAACACGUCCCUAGAGGAGCAGUGCAGACAGUUUCUUUGGGAAGUUGAAACCAUCUCUGCUACAUAGUGGACCACCAGCUCCACCCAGGAGAACAGGUGCUUUGAUGACAACAUGCCGUACCUGUAUAACAGUUCUGGAUAUGGCUGGCCAGAAGGGGAAUUUGAUGAGGAAGAUGGUGAUACAUAUGAAGCUCCACCAUGUGAACGUUCCCCCGUUAAAGUCCAACCACGCCAUGUAGAGGAGAAUGUUUACCUGGGUUAUCCAGAUCGAAACCCAAACCCUGUUAUUCCCAAAAGACAGGCAGCUCCGCCGCCACGACCGGCCAAGAUCACCCCGAUAGGGAAAAGCAUGAAGCCAGAGCCGUCUCACGACCCGGAGGAGUUUUACAUCGACCCCAAUGAUAGCAAACCUCCUGAGGUAAUACGUAAAGAUAAACCUGGUAAAAAAGCCCCACCUAAGAGACCCCCGAUGAGACCUCCACCGGCCCCUCAGCAAGACGAAGAUGUUUACUUGGAUCCAAAUGAAGGGCAGGAUGAUGAUGAUACAUAUCUAGAACCUGUAGCAGAACCUCCUGCACUCCGAGGCCCGGCCCGUAUGCCAUUGCCUCCUAAAACUGUAGGACGAGACCUGCCACCACCAAUAAUGAAACCUCCUGUUCCCAGAGCCAAAUCUAGUUCGGUUCUGAUCGGUGACACUGUGAACAAAGUUCUGCCGCCAGAAGUAAAACGUGCCACGUUUUCUGGCCAGCUGCCAACCGCACUAAACAGCAAACCAGUUCCUCCCAUCAUCCUCCCCAAAGAACCCAAACCCAGUCCUCCUCCUCCUCCGUCUCUGGACAGCACAGCGCUUUCUUUUGGAGCAAAGCCAGUCGCUCAGGGGGCGGGGCUACAGGACAAAGAGUGGUUUGCUGGAGUUUGUGAACGUAAGACCGCGGAGGAAACUGUGUUCAGGAUUAACAAGGACGGCACGUUUCUGGUCAGAUACAGCAGUUCCCAGAAUGACCGACAGCCCUUCACGCUGGUCGUGUUUUACCGGCAGAACGUUUACAACAUCCCUGUACGCUUCUUGGAGGAUUCGCAACAGUACGCGCUCGGAAAAGAGGGCAAGAAGACGGAAGAGCUCUUCAGUAGUUUGCAGGAGAUGAUUUCUCAUCACAUGAAGAACCCUAUCCUCCUGAUCGACCGUAAGAGUCAAGCUAAACACAGCACUCACCUCUCUCACCCCGUUCGGCCCUAACGCUCUCGUCCUGCUCUCAUUCCAGCCUUCACCUCCUGAUAUUGACCCUGAUAUCACACAAACACUCACUCAUACUCUGCCUGAAUUAUUUAUUACAUUAUGUUUGUAAUGCAGUCCGAUGUUCAUAGUAUGUCUUGUGUUCUGAACAUUUCAUGUUUGGGGAUUUUUGAAUAUGGUGACUAUGUAGUGUUCUUUAAAUAACUUUAGUUAAACUCUAUACACAUAUAAUGUUUACAGGACAACUUGUUGUCUCUGUGUAAAAUAGUUAAUAAAGAAAUAAAGAAAAAAACAACA
Molecule: messenger RNA, 1775 nt
Organism: Onychostoma macrolepis
Lineage: Eukaryota; Metazoa; Chordata; Actinopteri; Cypriniformes; Cyprinidae
Product: B-cell linker protein
Exons: 21
Coding region: 357-1481 (374 amino acids)
Biological process (GO): intracellular signal transduction; cell surface receptor protein tyrosine kinase signaling pathway
Source: RefSeq, a predicted model, not a curated record